Messenger RNA from Penaeus vannamei (Pacific white shrimp), 423 nucleotides. The record is from RefSeq and is a predicted model, not a curated record. NCBI's taxonomy places the organism in Eukaryota, Metazoa, Arthropoda, Malacostraca, Decapoda, Penaeidae.
AGCAUCUCAGGAGGAAAAAUGAGGAGCAUAGGAGUUUACAUUUGUGAGGUGGCUCCUUGACUGUGAAGACCUGGAAAUAUGUCGGUGGAUAAAGCGCGUGUGAACAGGUGGGUGAGCCUGUGUUUGGUGGUGGUACUUGGCAUCUUCGGUCUCGUGCUUCUCCUACAGCUGGCAGCCAAGGUAUUCGGGCCGUCGAAAUCUUCGUGUACAAAACAAGUAUGCUUGUCCAAGUUCCUCCAAGGACCACCUGCUUUCAACGACGAUGCCCUGGCCUCCCACCUCAAGAACAAUUACUUCACUCCGCCAGCAUACGUGGACUACAACCUGUCUGGUAUUGUUGGUUAUCAGUCAUACCACAAUGAAGUGCUCGACUUUAUCAAGGAAUGGUUCAAAAAUAAGGGUAUGUCGUGUACUAAUGUGUAA